GAAAAAAUUGCAAUUACAGAGUGGGCCUUUUUGUUUGCGCCGGUUAUGGGCGGAGGAACGGUAUCAUCCGCAUCGUGUUCGUCUUCCCUUCUCGUCUGCCACCGUACAUUUGCUCGUGACCCUUGUUGCUAUAUUUAUUCAUAUUAGUUGUUGGAGCGGCCAUUUUUGCGAUUACGAGAAAAGAGUAGUUACAAUAUUACUAUACGGUUAUAUACAGUUUCAUUCACAUUAAAGUUCGAACUUCGAAGUCGACUACAACAAACAACCGAAUCGCCUGGCCGGCUACAGGUUCAAAUUGACGGCGCAUUUUCUGUUUUCAGUCUUGCCGAUAUUUGUAUUGGUGCGGUUGGUGUAGUUGGUGUGUGAAAGAAAAUACGAAAUUCAAGCAGAAAAAUAGCUGUAUAUCAAACUAACGAGUCAGAGAACCGAAAAGAGGCAACGGUUCGAACAUGUCUUCAGCUGCGAAUUCGCCAGCGACGAACUCAAAUUCAGAUGACGAACAGAGUCGUUCCAAAUGGCAUAUGCAACUGAAUGCGGAUACACCAUCACCCAAUUCGACCACGACAACACCCAUAUCAACCCCUACUUCGCUAUAUUCUUUUCCGGCCAGCAUACAGCAAGCCGAUGUGAGUGGUAGCGCCACCGCCGGCGGUGGCAAUGGCAGCAGUGGUACGCCCAAACGUAAAAGUGCCUUUCUUCCGUAUCGCCCACAAGCCACUGUGCUUACGAAUUUACAGCGCGGCAAUACUGAAGCAACCUUUUGUCCAGUGGAAGUCACAUUAUCUUUUCACGAGCGUGCGGGUCAAGGUGAGAUCACCGACGAUCAAGUACGCUUAGAACUCGAGCGAAAUGCUCACAACAUUGAUUUUAAAGAUGCUUUAGGCUUCACCGCUCUACAUUGGGCUGCUUACUAUGGCCAACUGGCUGCAGUGCGUUUGCUGGUGGAUGCUGGCGCUAAUGUAAAUGCAGAGGCACCUGAAAUGGUAACCCCACUGCUGCUUGCUGCUUGCGGUGGUCACAAUGAUGUGGUGCGUUUGUUGCUGGAGCAUGGUGCCUGUGCGACGCACAUGGACAUUGUAGGCAAUACUGCAUUAAUGUAUGCCGCAGCAGGAAAUCACCCGCAUACGUGCAAUGAAUUACUAGCCAAGGAUCCGGAUAUGACGCUAUCGAAUGAGAAUGGUGACACAGCUUAUUCCUUGGCUGUGGAGAAUGGAGCUGUCUUGGCGCAAGCAGUGCUGGAGCAGUUCUUAAGCGCGCUGUUGUUGCUCUGAAUGUGAGCCUUAAAAUAUUUCUAGAAGAAGAUAAAUAAAUUGAAAUUUAGUGUCACUACCAGCGACAACAAUAACAAAACAUUCCUUUCGAUCAAGUGAGACGCCGUGCAGCGACAUUUUCGAAGGCCGUAAAGUCGACGGAAGAAAGAGAAAGGCAAGUAA
Messenger RNA from Anastrepha obliqua, 1433 nucleotides. Its product is annotated as DNA-binding protein RFXANK-like. Gene Ontology annotation, biological process: regulation of apoptotic process. The record is from RefSeq and is a predicted model, not a curated record. Gene Ontology annotation, cellular component: nucleus. The coding region runs from base 450 to 1271 and encodes 273 amino acids. Gene Ontology annotation, molecular function: protein binding. Lineage: Eukaryota; Metazoa; Arthropoda; Insecta; Diptera; Tephritidae. The transcript has 4 exons.